Molecule: messenger RNA, 1618 nt
Organism: Sphaeramia orbicularis (orbiculate cardinalfish)
Lineage: Eukaryota; Metazoa; Chordata; Actinopteri; Kurtiformes; Apogonidae
Gene: acat1
Product: acetyl-CoA acetyltransferase 1
Exons: 12
Coding region: 76-1332 (418 amino acids)
Biological process (GO): fatty acid beta-oxidation
Cellular component (GO): mitochondrion
Molecular function (GO): acetyl-CoA C-acetyltransferase activity
Source: RefSeq, a predicted model, not a curated record
UGGCUGCUGUCUUUAUUCCUACUCCGCAGCUGAAGGUGAAGCGGUUCCAGACCUGCUUCUCGGUGUCGGUCCGACAUGUCAUCCAGUGGACUUUUGACCAUGCGCGCCCACGUCUGCAAACGCCUGGCUCACCUGUCAAGAACCUACACAACUCGGCCCUCGCUCAAUGAAGUCGUCAUCGUCAGCGCAGCCCGUACUCCGAUGGGCUCCUUCAAAGGCAGCCUGGCAGCGGUACCAGCCACCAAACUGGGAACUAUCGCUAUAAAAGGAGCCAUAGAGCAGGCAGGAAUCACUCCUGAAGAUGUGAAGGAAGUCUACAUGGGUAAUGUUCUCCAGGCCGGAGAAGGACAGGCCCCCACAAGACAAGCCCUGCUCGGAGCAGGCUUGACUCUCGGCACUCCAGCAACAACUAUUAACAAAGUCUGUGCCUCUGGGAUGAAGUCCAUCAUGAUGGCAGCUCAGAGUCUGAUGUGUGGACACCAGGACGUCAUGGUGGCGGGCGGCAUGGAGAGCAUGUCCAACGUACCCUAUGUAAUGGCCAGAGAAACUCCAUCUUAUGGAGGAGUGAGGAUGGAAGACCUGAUCGUCAAGGAUGGACUGACUGACGUCUACAACAAGUUCCACAUGGGCAACUGUGCAGAAAACACAGCCAAGAACUGCAGCAUCACCAGAGAGGAGCAGGACGCCUACGCCAUCGGAUCGUACAGUCGCAGCAAAGCAGCGUUCGAGUCCGGAGUCCUGGCCAAGGAGAUCGUACCUGUUAGCAUUCCCCAAAGAGGAAAACCUGACUUAGUUGUGUCUGAGGAUGAGGAGUGGCGGCGCGUCGACUUCAGCAAAGUCCCCAAACUGAGGGCGGUGUUCCAGAAAGAGAACGGCACAGUAACAGCAGCCAACGCCAGCACACUGAAUGACGGAGCUGCUGCUCUGGUUUUAAUGACGGCCGACGCUGCAAAGAGACUCAACGUCACUCCACUGGCCAGAGUCGUCUCUUUCGCAGACGCUGCCGUUGCACCCAUCGAUUUCCCCAUUGCUCCUGCUUACGCUGUUCCAAAGGUAUUGGAUGCUGCAGGGCUGAAGAAGGACGACAUCUCCAUGUGGGAGAUCAACGAGGCGUUCAGCGUGGUUGUUCUGGCAAACAUCAAGAUGCUGGACAUCGACCCCACCAAAGUGAACGUCAAUGGAGGAGCCGUGUCUCUGGGACACCCCAUCGGGAUGUCUGGGGCUCGCAUCGUGGGUCACAUGGUCCACAACCUGAAAUCGGGUCAGUACGGACUGGCCGGCAUCUGCAACGGAGGCGGAGGAGCCUCUUCCAUUCUUAUCCAGAAGUUGUAGGAAUGUCAUCCAGAACACUUUCCCUCCCUCAAACACUCUUUGUUAGACUGUGUGGUUACAACCUGACUCUUCCAAAAUGUUCAGACAUUGUAGCUGUGAAGAACCAAUCUGUGACACAUGUGAAGCUCGUGGCCUUAAUCAUCAGAAAAACAGGAAUUCACUCUAAUGACAUCAUGACUCCAGUGUUAAAGCACUCCUCUAUCUGAACGUUUAGUGCAAAAAAUGAAAUGAUAUUUAACUCUGAAUGGAAACCGCUGAUUAAAUAGUUUUUAUGAAACCACUGCAA